Molecule: messenger RNA, 348 nt
Organism: Paramecium sonneborni
Lineage: Eukaryota; Ciliophora; Oligohymenophorea; Peniculida; Parameciidae
Source: the annotation of a GenBank genome assembly
AUGACUAAUAUUAAAACAAUUUAAUAUGAUAUAUAUUAUUUCGAAAUUCAUUCAAAAAUAUAAAAUUACUCUACAUUUGAUGUUUUAUAAUUUCUAAGAAAUCUAAAUGAGUAAGACUAAAUAAAUGAAAUUGAAAAGGAUGUGGAAAAAUUAUUGAAUGAAGAAAGGUGCUUUUAAAAAUUCUGUCAGAUUGCAAAGGGCAUUGUUAAUAUAAAACAAGAUCGAGCGGUAUUUCAAGCUUUAAAAGAAGAGGGCUGUAUGUUGAUCAGCUCUCAGACAAAGGACUAAAUGAAGACUACAUCUAAGAACUAUUCAAUUCAACUUAAGGAGGAAAUUAUAAGCAUUUGA